Messenger RNA from Boeremia exigua, 1137 nucleotides. RefSeq lists its product as uncharacterized. Lineage: Eukaryota; Fungi; Ascomycota; Dothideomycetes; Pleosporales; Didymellaceae. The transcript is spliced from 2 exons. The record is from RefSeq and is a predicted model, not a curated record. The coding region runs from base 184 to 1056 and encodes 290 amino acids.
UGGGUCAACUGGGUCGUGUUGAAUGAGUGGCUGACGUACCAUCUCGAGCGAUGGCGCACGAGUUAUAAGAUGUAUACGACAGUUGCGCUACAGACGACGAGUUGGACGAUGUUGGGGGUCUCGGCGAAGGAGUUUUUGUGUUUUGGCGGCAGGAGCUGGAGUAGGUUUUUUAGGUGGAUUGCUAUGUUUUGCUUCUUCAUUUCGACGCUCUAUGUGCUGGCUUUUCCGACGCUCAUGGCUGCUAUGACGGGUUAUAUCACGACUUAUGAGCCAUACAUGGAGGACUACGAUCGGAAUUUGAUUGAGUGGAAUCAAGUUGAAGAGGUUGCGGCCAUUUUCCAGGAUGCAAAUAGACUGGGACUCGGAUUCGAGAAGCCUCUUCUACUUGUACCGGCAGAUGAAGAGUUGUAUCAUGCCUGGCAAGAUUACCUCGAAACUGCAAACCUUGCAGACAAUCAGACCAGGAAGGCAGACGGCAGCAUAGACAUGAUCGUCGAUUCGCCCACAACAUGGAAGAUGGGCAACCAGACUAUAGAACUGCCGGCACCGAGCCUGAACGUGACAUCGCCAGUACGCGGCACACUUUUGCAAAAUCUCGUCGAUCCUGUGCAGCGAUAUUUUGCCAUCGGCGGCCGCCAAGGUACCCUCUACAACUCUUCCUAUGUCAGAACCCACAGCUCCUGCAAACCGAGCGAAACCUACCAAUGGGGAUUUUCUUACAUCUUUCUAUUCAUGGUUUCUAUUUUCAACUUCAUCUGGUCUGUCAUAAUGGUAUGUAUGUGGCUGGAUACACGGCGCGCAUCGCGAAUGUACAAGAGUGGGAGAAGACCUGGUCUGCUGAGGAGUGUCUUGGAUCUGUCUGCUGCUAUGCGAGAGGAAUUGGGUGCGGAAGCCGAAUACAUGGAAGAAGACGAGCUGCGGGAACGCUUGACGGAUAGCGGAGGAGCAAUGUGCGUACCGCAGGACGAAUUGAGAGUGCGGCGUGUUGCGGCUGAGGACUACAAGAUCAGGAAAAGAACAUGGACAGGGACUUUGACUAGAGGGAGCACUUUCUGAUAGGCGUUGUUGUGUAUAGCACCGAUGAUUCAUGAGUUCCAUAGACGCGAUCCACUGUAUGAUAAGGUAAAUGAUCACAUC